UCGUUGUUUUCAUUGCAGUUUUAGGAUUUACUUUUCAAAAUGGUAAAUACGUGCAUUGUACAAGGCUGCGAAAACAAGCAGAAGUGGCAUCUAACAACAAUGUUCCACAGAAUUCCUAAAGAUGAGCACAGAAGAUGUCUUUGGCUGGCUGCGCUAGGAAUUUCCGACACUACACCGGUGGAGCAAUUAAACAAAUACAGAAUCUGCGAGGAUCAUUUCAAACCUGACGACUAUGAUCAGAAAAUGACCCACAAUUCCGGAAAGAUGGUACUCAGACUGAAAAACACAGCUGUCCCAUCUGUUUUCGACACCGAGAUUGAGCGUGCUACAUCUGCAGCAAUGGCGGGUGCGCUCAGUGGUGUACGAGAGGAUGUGGAUGACUCUGCUGAAGCGGAACCUGCCAGUGCCCGGUUUUCGGGUAUUCUACAAUCCACUCCAGAGAAGUUCAAGUCGCCAUUUCCUGUGCAAGGCCCAGUGACGCCACGCACCAGGUCACCCCGCCUUGCUCCCUUAUGGACACAACAACCGGGCACCUCAUCUACGGCCAUGGUGGGCACAGUCAGUCCAAGAAGAGGUCUGCAAUUUGAAGAGCCAUGUGAUGUACCUCAGUCUGAGAUGGAUAUCAGCGCCACAUCAGCAGCCUUGGAUGUCAGCAUGACCUCAGAGCCAGCUGUCGACCCAGCGGACACAAGUUUCGUCCCUUACUCCACCCCCUCCUCCUCAACCACAGGAAGCUCUACAAGCUUAUCAGCUCAACCCGGAGGCUGGCAUGAGAAGAAGUGGAUCGUGAAUGAGUCCAAGCUAAUGGAACUAUUUCAAAGAUGUCCAACUUGUGGAGCUCCUAUGUGUGAUGUAAACCAAAACAUAAAAGAAGUUGGCAGCCAAAUAACAAUAAAAUGGGAGUGCAAUGAAGGACACAGUGGGAAAUGGCAAUCGUGUCCCGAUACAAGAGGAAUGCCUGAGAAUAAUCUCCUCACAGCUGGUGCCACACUGUGUACAGGGGCAACAUACACGGACAUUGCUGACUGGGCUAAGCUUUUGAAUCUUCAGCUACCUCAACACACAACAUAUGACUCCAUACAGUCUUCAUAUCUCAUUCCAACCAUCGAGAAAGUCUACAAGAAGCGUGAAAGCACCGUAAAAGCCAGACUCAUCUGCCAGACUCUGGAUGGUGAAGAUGUGCACCUCUGUGGGGAUGGGAGAAGCGACAGCCCAGGUCAUUCAUCCAAGUACACAACUUAUUCUUUUAUGGAUGAUGCUACCAAACUUAUCGUUGGAUUUGAUUUGAUUCAGGUGACCCAAGCAAAAAAUUCAGUAGCCAUGGAACCAAUGGGUUUCAAGCAGGGAUUGGACAGGCUCCUAGAUGAAGGCAUUGCUGUGAAGGUCGUAACCACUGAUAGGCAUCCCUCCAUAAGGAAGAUUGUGCGAGAGGAAUAUCCAGAAGUUACACACCAGUUUGAUCCUUGGCAUGUGGCAAAAGGGAUUAAAAAGAAAGUGGUUGUGGGCUCAAACAAGAGGAACUGCAGGGACCUUGCACCAUGGACAAAGAGCGUGAGCAACCACAUGUGGUGGAGCUGUAGCUCAUGUGAAGGAGACCCUACGGAGUUACAAAGAAGAUGGAUGUCCAUCCUCCACCACAUCCAGGGUGUCCAUCGAUGGGAGGAGGGUGAGCGCGAAUUCAGAUGCUACCACGCUGAACUCUCACCAUAUGAGCAGCGAGAGAGGAAGUGGUUGUCCCCUACUUCACCAGCAUAUAAAGCCCUGUGUGACAUUGUCAUGGAUACACGUCUCCUGAAGGAUUUGAACCACAUGACUCUCUUCAAGCACACGGGGGAACUGGAGGUGUUCCACAAUUCGUUGCUGAAAUACUGCCCAAAGAGGUUGCACUUCCCAUACCCCUCCAUGGUGGCACGGACAAUGUUGGCGGUCAUGGACCACAACGAAAACCACGAACAACCUCGAGAACAGGCAGUAACCGCAUCUGGUAAGAACGGCUACAUUUAUCAUGGAACCCCCUGGCGAUAUAUUCAUACCUGCAAACUUGUCACCUUUUCAAACAUCGGCCUGCCAAAACCCAGCAAGGAGGACGUUAGGAAAGGCCGUACAUCCAGAUUCAAAGCCAAAGACAAAAGGCCGUAA
Engraulis encrasicolus (European anchovy) is the source of this 2139-nucleotide messenger RNA. RefSeq lists its product as uncharacterized. The coding region runs from base 40 to 2139 and encodes 699 amino acids. Lineage: Eukaryota; Metazoa; Chordata; Actinopteri; Clupeiformes; Engraulidae. The record is from RefSeq and is a predicted model, not a curated record. The transcript has 9 exons.